Messenger RNA from Pseudophryne corroboree (corroboree frog), 4523 nucleotides. RefSeq names its product regulator of calcineurin 2 (gene RCAN2). Gene Ontology annotation, biological process: calcium-mediated signaling. Gene Ontology annotation, molecular function: nucleic acid binding; calcium-dependent protein serine/threonine phosphatase regulator activity. Gene Ontology annotation, cellular component: cytoplasm; nucleus. Lineage: Eukaryota; Metazoa; Chordata; Amphibia; Anura; Myobatrachidae. The record is from RefSeq and is a predicted model, not a curated record. Bases 85 to 813 code for a protein of 242 amino acids. The transcript has 5 exons.
AGGAGGAGAGGGCGCUGCUGCUGCUGCUGGACAGACAGACACAGGAGAAGCGCUGCAGGUAGGAGCUGCGGGGGGAUUGCAGGGAUGAGGGAAGACUCCUACUUCUCUGGGAUGAGGGACCACGGUUAUUUUGCUUGCAUUGUCAGGGGGAGAGAGUUUCUGCUGCUCUGCCCGGUCCACAGAAACAAGGAGUUGUCCAGAUUCCUGACAGAAGAUUUUCAGGGCAUCACAGAUUUCAACGAUCUUCCCACCUCCUUGUUCGCCUGCAAUGUCCACCAGUCCGUGUUUGAAGACGGGAGCAGCAAGGAGAAAUUUGAGGGUCUGUUCAGAGCGUAUGAUGACUGUGUCACCUUACAGCUUUUCAAGAGCUUCCGGAGAGUACGGAUCAACUUCAGCAACCCUAAGGCGGCGGCGCGGGCGAGGAUAGAGCUUCAUGAAACGCAGUUCAGAGGGAAGAAACUAAAACUAUACUUUGCACAAGUCCAGACGUCAGAGACAGGCGGAGACAAACUCCACCUGGCACCCCCACAGCCCGCAAAACAGUUCCUCAUCUCACCCCCUGUAUCGCCCCCUGUUGGCUGGAAGCCGAUAGAUGAUGCCACACCAGUAAUCAAUUACGACCUCCUUUAUGCGGUGGCAAAGCUUGGGCCAGGUCAGAAGUACGAACUUCACGCAGGAACAGAGUCCACCCCCAGCGUUGUCGUCCACGUGUGUGACAGUGACUUGGAGGAAGAAGAAGACCCAAAGAUUUUACCCAAACCUCGAAUCAUCCCCACGCGGCGCCCUGGUUUGCCCCCAACCAAAUCCAAGUGACGCGUCCCCAUAGCACAGUGUUACAGUACUCCUCAUGACACAGAUUAAUUUCCUCUUUUCUUCCUUUAGAAAGUAGGAUUUUCUCAUUUUUAUAGGGAUGUUAUUGCCACGCGGUACUAUGAGCAUGUGACCAUGACAGGCGUAGCUACAUCAUCAUAAAGGGACGCCUUGUGAUACCGCAAUCUUACCAGUCCUUCCGAUACGGGGGGUCAUUCCGAGUUGAUCGCUCGCUGAUGAUUUUCGCAGCACAGCGAUCAGGUGAAAGAAAUGGGAUUUCUGCGCAUGCGUAUGCCCCGCAAUGCUCACGUGCAACGUACGGGUACAAAGCUCUUUGUGGUUGUGCUCAGGUUCUAGCGAAGUUUUCAUUCGCACGACAGGAAGGGGGCGUUACUGGGUGUCAACUGACCGUUUUCAGGGAGUGUUUGCAAAAACGCAGGCGUGUCUGAAAAAACGCAGGCGUGGCUGGGCGUUCGCUGGGCGGGUGUAUGACGUCAAAUCCAGACACGAAUAGGCUGAAGUGAUCGCAAGCACUGAGUAGGUUCAGAGCUACUCUAAAACUGCACAAACAGUUUUUGUAGAGCUCGGCUGCACAUGCGUUCGCACUUCUGCUAAGCUAAAAUACACUCCCCAGUGGGCGGCGGCAUAGCGUUUGCACGGCUGCAAAAACUAGCUAGCGAGCGUUCAACUCGGAAUGACCCCCACUGUACCGCAUGUGUUCUUAAAGGAUGGCAUUUCUCUAUUGAAUUAAAGUCGCAUAUCAGAAAGGCAAAAAAGAGCAUUGUUCCCGCUCGUUGCCACCAAUGCAUUGAUGCGUUAUGGAUACACAUUGCAGCACUCGCAGAUCCAGAUGGAAAGUGCAGCACACUACAUUUUUGUUACCGCUAAAUGUAAUGUGAAUUAAGCACUAAUUAGAGAACUCAAAGAGCAUUACAAAUGCAUUGGUGCAAACGAGCCUUUCCUAAUUGUUUUGUGUAUUGUUUGCAUAUCAGGUUAUUUUUGUCGCACGGCGUAGACACACUCAUUGUUUUGUACAGUUAAAGUUGUGUGUUUCAUGUCCUCGAAGCAGACCGGACCCCCGUGCUCAACAGAAGCAGCGUUUAUACGGACCAGUGCUCACCCUAUCUGUUCGCUAGGAGUUAGUGACCGUGCCUCGUGCCUCAGUGAUGUCACAAGUGUGAAGUGAAUGGAUAGGCUGAAAUAUCGGUCCAUGAAAAGCCUUCUUCUGGUGCAGGGAGGUGACCCGUCCAAUUUACUAAUCACUAACUGGUCAUAGAACCUAAGGGAUCUGGGUGGCUUUCAUCUACUUUUAUUUCCCAGUAGUAACUUAAUGAUUCAGUUCUUCUGUGUCGCUCUCUGUCUAGGGAACCACUUGUAUAUAUCAGGUUACUAAUCUGCACAAAGUUGGAUGGGAGUCUGGCCGUGUGGGCAUUUGGCUGCACAAGCACAGUCCACAUCCACAAAGAAUUAUUUUAAUAUACGUUUCCAGCAGUGACCACAUGACUAAAGAUAAAGUAGCGCCUCCUCAAACAUGGACACUUUCCGUCAGCACUGACCCAACAUCCAAUUAAAAAAAUAAACCUUACUACUGUACAUGUUUAGAUGAGAUGUAUUUUCCUAAACAAUUUAUUUACUAGUAGUUUUGGACCCAUUUUAUGACAUCAAUGCCCCCUACCAGCUAUACUUAACCCCAUUGCCGGAGUAACCGGCUCUCCUGUCCUAGUGGUCUGCCCCAUCUCACUCACCUGCUCUCACUGUUCAUGAUGGAAAUGGGACAUCUGUUAUUAAAUAGAUUAUGCAGGACACAAAUAGAGGUAUUUCGGCUAUAUUGGGCAAUUGAUCAGAUAGCGCAGCAUUGAAACGGCUUCUGUCCCCCAAGGAAAUUGAUUGGACCUUUGUCAAGCAUGUCAGUAAGUGAAAUUGGAAUGAUUGGUCAGAUCUCAUCCAGGGUGAGAUGUAUCAAGCCUUGGGGAUAGCGUGGAGAGAGAUAAACUACCAGUCAAUCAGCCCCUGUCAUUUUUUAAACACAGCCUGUAGCAUGGCAGUUAGAAGCUGUCUUUAUCUCUCUCAACUUUAUCUCCAAGCUUUUGUACUACCUCAUCUGUCCGGCCUCUGAAGUGAAGGUGGCCUUAAAUCAUGUAUGACCACAAAAAAGUAUUUAGGGUCUUCAAAGAUGUUCAAGGGAAUGUUAUCCAGGUUACUUUUACUAUCGUGUACCUUAUUUACAUCCCCCCCAUUGUCUGCUUUUAAUUAGCAUUGCCCCAAUAUAGCCUUUUGGUGAGGAACUAAUCAGCAUGUGCUGAGGAACCUGUACCACAUGAGAACAAUUUGUCUGUAGAAAUUGCAUGCUGUGUCUUAUGCCGGGCAUACACUAUACAAUUAUCUGGCCGAUCCGCUAAUUAUUGGUCUGUUUUGCGGGCUGAAAUUGUACAGUAUGUUCCAAAGAACCGAUAAUUAGCCAACUGCAUCUGGCAAUGCCACUUCCCAGGUUUACAAAAAACAUUUUUGUCAUGGAUUCUACUCGGCUCAGCUCCCCAGCUGGCAGCCCUGUCACCCGUAGAACAUAUCCGGUUGUCCAUCCAUUAUUUUUGAGGUAAAAUACAAAAUAAUUAGGGUGUGAAGCAUCAUAAAUAGUUUUAAAUUAAACAAAAAUGUACCUCUGAUGUUGGUGCACUUAGAGAGCGACUGUCAGCCUCACACAGCUGGGACAGCCAUUUUGUGGACAAAGUCAAAACAUGAGGAUACGGCAAAUGACAAAGGAGCACUUGGUCAUGAAUGUUGGUCACGGAAUUCCUCAGUGUCACUGGGAACUAAUGAAAAUAUUGGCUGCAUUAUGAUUCAAUAUUGGUUCGGCCCACAAAAUGAUCAACUUCACUGUGUGUAAGAAGCCAUUUUGUUUUUUAGCGAUGUCACUGGAUCCUAAUGAAAGGAUUGCCUGCUGACAUGUACCAAUUGGUUCUGCCCACAGAAUGGCAGAGUUCGCUGUGUGUAGGUGACAAGUGCCCUUGAAGACAAUUGUUCUUGACUUUGCGGCCAUAUUAUAGAAGCAAUAUAGCCAUUUUAUUGGCUGUCGCACAGUGCAGUUUGUAGCUGAGGAAAAUGUCAGUUUGUUCUAAUAGCAGCUAAAAGGUAAUCAUUUGAAAAGUAAAAAAUUAAAAUUUACAAAGCCAAAAAAUGCAUUUGUAAAUAUAUUAUUACAGCAUGAUCUUAGCAUUUCAGCAUAGAGCAGCGAGUGAUAGUGUUGAUUUGCUAAAACUUCCAUUUUGCAAAGAAGUACCAUUGGGGUUAUGGGCGACUGAAGUAGUAAUCUAACUAGAAUAUAGGGGGCAGUAAUGAAAGGCAGCUUAUCAGGCGGUGAGAUACAAUCAUUAUCUGUAUUUCUGUGGUAGCCACUAUAACAUUCUCUGUCCGAAUUGCCAUUAUACUGUCACGCGCACACCAUUUGGCAUGUUCCAGGUUCUCAGCAUGGCAGAAAUCAUGUUGUGUACAAAAUUAGAGUGGUCAGUCUUUGUUAAAACAGUACAAGUCUUUGUUAAUCAUAUCCCAACGCAUUUCACCGUAGCCUAAAAUGAAUGCAGAUUGUUAUUAGAUACAGACAAAAUGUGUUCAAGCAAAUGCAUUUUUUUGUACAUUUGUAUAAUCGCCUGAGUAUGGUGUUUUGUAUAAAUUAGUUACAAUUUGAGUAGAAAAAAAUAAUAAACUCUGAUUAUUUA